UUCUACAUAUUAAGUUAGCAGACAAAAAUUUUUUGAGUGGACACUUUGCUUCCAUUUUGGCGAUUGGAGACCCACUAAGAAAAGCAAACAAUCGAGUUCUGUUUAAUCUCUAUCUUCAUCCUUCCGUGAUAAUCUUCAUUUUCUCGGCCCACUCAGAAAUAUUUUAGUGAUAGAAUAAUAGUUGUAGUGAGGAGAGAGAUGGCAGUAUUCGUCGACAAUCGCUUCCCGCUUUCUUUCUAUUACAGAAUCGCUAACAAAAUCGUUAAGGAGGCCGAUGUUUACAGGGAGGAGGGUGAUUCGGAAGGCCUUUGCCAGGCCCUUAACCGUUACUCGAGGAUUAUUUCUGAGAUCAUUCCCCAUCACCCUGGCUACUCGGUGCACUCAAAUGAAAUGCUUCAGCACAAGAAGAUUUUACAAGAAGUUGCUAAAGAGCUUGAGAACUUGAAUUCACAAAUUGCUGGAGAAAAUGUUAGGAUUAGUAGAUGUUCCACAGGAUAUUAUAGACAGAGUGAAAGUGGCUCUCAUAACUCUAACAAUGGUCAUAAGGAUAUUUAUCACGGUAUGUUCAGAACUAAAGGAAGAACUAUCGAUCGUAGAAAACAUGUUGAGCUGAUCUGUCCCACUGCCACAGAUAUAAUGAGUAGAUAUACAACGUUUCAAGACUUUCCAUUCAAUCCACAUUUUGAUAUCAAUGUGAAUGCGGUUAAUCAUUACUUUCCCUCACCUGCUAUUUCCUAUGUGGAGGCUCCUCCUGUUAUUGGUCAUGUUUCUCAAAUAACUUUUCCUGAGCCAAACAAAUUGCAUGUGGAAGCAUGUAACGAGUCCUCAACUUCCAAGGCUACAAAAGAUGUGCAUAUAUCCGCAGGUCUGAUGGAAGAGUUUAUGGAACUUGCUAAAGUCAAUACUGAGAAGGACUUGGAGACUUGUGGAAUACUUGGUGCCUCCCUCAAGAAGCACACUUAUUAUAUAAACACCCUGGUAAUGCCUAAGCAAGAAUCAACUUCCAGUUCUUGUCAGGCAUUAAAUGAAGAGGAAAUUCAUGCUAUAUUGGAUGGGGAGUCUCUUUAUCCUGCAGGAUGGAUCCAUACUCAUCCUUCUCAAACCUGCUUCCUUUCAUCAAUAGAUUUGCAUACACAAUACUCUUACCAGGUCAUGCUACCUGAGGCUGUUGCCAUUGUAAUGGCUCCUACAGAUCCUGAAAGAAAAAGUGGAAUAUUCCGGUUAACAGUUCCAGGAGGUAUCAAUGUAGUCGGACAAUGCGAGGAGAGGGGUUUCCAUCCCCACCCAGAAACCGCAGAUGGCGGUCCAAUCUAUGAGAACUGCUCCGAUGUGUUCAUUAAUCCAAACUUGAGGUUUGAGAUCUUCGAUAUGCGCUUGCGAUCGACUUACUGAAAUACCAUUGCAGUGUUCCUGAACAGUAUGAAUACCUAUUUGUUAGCCUCACUGUAACAGUUUAUAUCUUAUAGGAACAAAGCGCACAAGCAUAGUUGAUAUGUUUGGAUAAUUCAGGUGAUGAAUUAUAUACAGCACAAAAUAAUUUUUAUUUUUAUUUUUUUAUUGUGAAUAGCUAAUAUUAUAGUAUGAUCGAUUCCUGAUAA
This is a messenger RNA of Dendrobium catenatum, 1598 nucleotides long. Its product is annotated as AMSH-like ubiquitin thioesterase 2. Gene Ontology annotation, cellular component: membrane; endosome. The transcript is spliced from 12 exons. The coding region runs from base 199 to 1392 and encodes 397 amino acids. NCBI's taxonomy places the organism in Eukaryota, Viridiplantae, Streptophyta, Magnoliopsida, Asparagales, Orchidaceae. Gene Ontology annotation, molecular function: metal-dependent deubiquitinase activity; K63-linked deubiquitinase activity; protein binding. The record is from RefSeq and is a predicted model, not a curated record. Gene Ontology annotation, biological process: protein K63-linked deubiquitination.